Cokeromyces recurvatus is the source of this 2452-nucleotide messenger RNA. Its product is annotated as glycoside hydrolase superfamily. Gene Ontology annotation, molecular function: beta-glucosidase activity. Gene Ontology annotation, biological process: glucan catabolic process. The record is from RefSeq and is a predicted model, not a curated record. Bases 134 to 2311 code for a protein of 725 amino acids. NCBI's taxonomy places the organism in Eukaryota, Fungi, Mucoromycota, Mucoromycetes, Mucorales, Mucoraceae. The transcript is spliced from 4 exons.
AAACAAAACAAAACAAAAAAAAAAAGGCCCUUAUUUUAGUUCCUGUAUAAAAGUGCAAUUAAAAUUAUAUUUUCUCCAUUCAAUAUUUAAAUUUGCUUUUAUUUUAAAAAGGUUUAUUAUAACCAAAAAAAAAAUGUAUUUUUCUUCACUUUCUUCUAUAGCUUUAUCUCUUUUGGCUACUAUUUAUGCUACAAAUAUAAUUGUUGAAGCUAAAGUAGACAUUCUUUCUUGGGAUGAUGCUUAUACAAAAGCUAAAACUCUAGUAGAUCAAAUGUCUCUCGAACAUAAGGUCAACAUUACUACUGGUGUAGGUUGGAUGGUAGAUAUUUGCGUAGGUAAUACUUAUGCUACCACAAAUCCCGAUUUCCCUUCUCUUUGUCUACAGGAUGCGCCUCUUGGAAUACGUUUUGCUGAUAACGUUACAUCUGGCGUUUCUGGCAUUAAUGCUGCUGCUUCAUUUGAUAGAAAGGCUAUUCUUGAUCGUGGUUGCUAUAUUGGUAAGGAAUUCUAUAAUAAAGGUAUUCAUGUUGCUUUGGGACCCGCUAUGAACUUUAUGAGAAGUCCAGAAGGUGGUAGGGGUUGGGAGUCUGGAGGUGAAGACCCCUAUCUGCAAGGUGUCAUGGCUUCAGAGAUGGUGAAAGGCAUUCAAAGAGAAGGUGUCAUUGCUACUGCAAAGCAUUAUAUUUUAAACGACCAAGAACUUAAUCGAACUACAGGCUCAUCUGAUGUUGAUCAAAGAGCAUUGCAUGAGAUUUAUGUAUGGCCCUUUGCACGUGCUGUUGAAGCUGGUGUAGGCUCUAUCAUGUGCUCAUAUAAUAAACUAAAUGGUACUUACGCUUGUGAAGACGAUUACACAUUAAAUACUGUCUUAAAGGGCGAACUUGGUUUCAAGGGCUUUGUUCAAUCCGACUGGGCAGCUACUAUGUCUACAGUCCCCUCUGCAAAUGCAGGCCUUGAUAUGACUAUGCCUGGCGAUAUUACCUUCCAAUCCGGAGACUCCUAUUUUGGUGCUAAUCUAACAGAUGCUGUCAAAAGGAAAGAUGUUGCUGAAGAACGCGUUACUGAUAUGGCUACACGUAUUGUUGCUUCAUGGUACAAAAUGCGUCAAGAUACUAAUUUCCCAAAGACAACUAUUAAUGCUUUUGUUCGUGAUAAAGCCGCUUAUAACAAUGUUCAAGCAGACCAUGGAAAAUUAGUUCGUGAAAUGGGUGCUGCUUCCUGUGUUCUUCUCAAGAAUUCGGGUAUUCUCCCUAUUAGCAAUAAAGUUAAGAAAAUCGCCCUAAUUGGUAGUGAUAGCAAAGUUAAUCCAGAUGGUCCUAACGGUUGUGUUGAUCAUGGUUGUAAUAUUGGCCAUCUUGCUCAGGGUUGGGGAUCUGGUACAUCUGACUUCCCCUACCUGAUUGAUCCUUAUACUGGUAUCUCUAAUGCAUUAAGUAAGAGCGUAAAGAUUUCAUUAGCUACUGAUGAUUAUGAUCUUAAAGCAGCAGCUUCAGCUGCUAAGGAUGCGGACAUUGCAUUUGUCUUUUCUAGUGCUGAUUCUGGUGAAGGCUACAUUGAUGUUGAUGGUAAUAUUGGUGAUCGUAAGAAUCUUACUUUAUGGCACAAUGGUGAUAACCUGAUUCAAGCUGUUGCAAAUAUUAAUAAAAACACUGUUGUUAUUAUUAAUUCUGUGGGGGCUGUCCUUAUGCCCUGGAUUAAUCAUCCUAAUAUUAAAGCUGUUGUUUGGCCUGGUCUUUCUGGUCAAGAAUCUGGUAAUUCUUUAGCAGACAUUCUUACAGGUAAAGUUAAUCCUUCUGGUCGUCUUCCUUAUACUAUCGCCAAAAAAGCUUCUGAUUAUAACGCUGCGAUUGACCCUGCUGAUACUGUUGUCUAUAAGGAGUCACUUUUAGUUGGUUACAGAUGGUUUGAUCAUGCUAAUAUUGAGCCACUCUUCCCAUUCGGUCAUGGCUUGUCUUAUACUACAUUUAAAUACAGCAGUUUGGGGGUUAAGGUUUCUGGUAAGAGCGAUUCAAUUAAAGUUACUACAACUCUUUCAGUUAGGAAUACUGGUAAAUAUAAUGGUGCUGAAGUUGUUCAAGCUUAUAUUUCAUUCCCUAUGGAUGCUGGUGAACCCCCUAAAGUCCUCCGUGGCUUUGAAAAAAUUUUCCUUAAGAAGGGCAAAAGUAAAACUAUUACUAUAGAAUUCACCAAGACUGAGCUUAGUAUUUGGGAUACAUCCUCUAAUUCUUGGGUAAUCCCAUCUGGUAAAUUCACUGUUCAUAUUGGUGCUUCUAGUCGUGAUAUUCGUCAAACUGCUACCUUUCAUCUUUAAUUUUGGCCUAUAUAUAUUAUUACAGUAUCUAGAAAAUAAAAAGGAUGCUAAUGACUGUAUUUCCAAUAUAUCAUAGAAAUAAACUGAUGCAUAUUAGUUCAUUUAUCUUUAAAACUAUUACAUAAGAAAACAUGAGGUUGG